Messenger RNA from Giardia duodenalis, 789 nucleotides. Its product is annotated as START domain-containing protein. The transcript has a single exon. NCBI's taxonomy places the organism in Eukaryota, Fornicata, Diplomonadida, Hexamitidae. Bases 1 to 789 code for a protein of 262 amino acids. The record is from RefSeq and is a predicted model, not a curated record.
AUGCCCAUCACAGAGGCCGUUAUCCCCCUGGAGGUGUGGGCCAAGAUCCGCGCCCUGAGCUCAGCAAGCCUCGACAAAGCCAUGGGGCUCAUUGAGGGGGCGUCGUGGAAGGACCCCAAGGUGGAUGAGGGGAUGUCGAUCACCACCGCCGUGGUCGAGGGCAGCAAGAACCACGCGCUCAAGGCGACGAUGGAGAUACCAUACCCCGUCCACUGCUGUUUCGGGGCCCUUGUGGCGAUGAACAUCAACGUUGACGAGACCAACAGCCAGGCCCUCCGCAAGUCGACGCUUUUCCGCCGCGAGACGCUGGAGUCUCCAGCCGACGCCGAGACGAAGAGAGCCUAUGCAGGCUAUGCCCAGCAGAAGACGGCCCAGGACUUCCCCGAGGUCAGGGAGAUCUCUAGCGUCUCCCAGUUUGUCACCACGUCUCCCUCUGCGAUUGUCGCCCACCGCGAGUUUCUCACCGUCCUCAACUUCAGGGAGCUCCCGAAGGCGGAGGGGAGGCGCCGAAUCCUCUACUCGUUCAUGAGCCCAGAGCUCCCGGAGCUUCUCGCCCUUUACCCAGAGGCGACCAAGCAGGAGGGCUGGGUCCGCGGAGUCGUCCACAUCAGCGCCUUCCUUUUUGAGGAGACGGCCCCGGGCAGCGGAAAGACAGCCGCCACGUUUGUCUGCCAUAGCGAUCCUAUGGGAAAGGUCCCGGCGCUGCUUGCCAACUCGGUGAUUGUCAACCAGGCGAAGUCCCUGCUCAGCAUUGUUAAGGUCAUCGAGACCGGGCAGGUCCAGAAGUGA